CCAUGUGACCUCUGUGAUCAUUCACAGAUUUCACAAGUAGUAAGCAAUGAUGUCAGGAAGUUACAUCUUGCUUACUACUAUUCAUGUGAUCACUGAUUGGCCAAUCAGUGAUCACAUGAACGGGACCUCACACAGAGGUCCCGUACAGCGAUCAGUGUUCUGCUGUGUCCGGAGGACACAUCGGGCACCACAUCGUGGUGCCGCGCGCUCACAGGGAGCGUGCACAGGCAGGGAAUGCGGGAGGACGUUUAUAAACGGCCACCGCUCCUGCACUGCUCCCGUCCGGCCGUUUAUGUAC
Molecule: messenger RNA, 298 nt
Organism: Staurois parvus
Lineage: Eukaryota; Metazoa; Chordata; Amphibia; Anura; Ranidae
Source: the annotation of a GenBank genome assembly